AUGGAGAAUGAGGAGAUGAAGUCAGAUUCACCGUGGUGGUAUAGUCACACAUCUCCUGAAAUUUCUAAAUCUGUUACAGAAGACGUCGAGGAAAUAGAUCAGAGUGUCAAAGAUAUGCUAGAGUUAAUUCAAUGUAAUGGAGAUUUUUCCAUGGAGAAGGUUGACAGUUAUCAUCUGAAGCAGAAUGAGUUAAUUGCUCAUGUCAAGGAAUUUUCCCGAAGGUACCAUUUGCUAGCUGAGCGUUAUAGUGGGCUAACAGGAGAAUUGCACAGGUAUGUUCAGUCUGGAACCAAAAUGCAGAAUAAUGAGGCACAAGUUUUUGGUUCUCAACAAAGCCCUUCCACAUUCACUCCAGAUAAGAAGCUGAGAAAGCAAGAAUUUGAAGGAGGCGACUUCACUUUUAAUUUAUCUGUAAGCUCUGGUAGAGGUACUUCUGAUAUAUCUCUGAAUGAAGGCUCUGGAUUUAUCAUGUUAUCAUCAGAUUCUGAUUCUGAAUCUUGCAACUCAUCUCCUAAUGACCACUUAAGUCCACCUCCUACUAGAAAAAUGCCAAAACAUGAGAUUUUGAACAUUGGGUCUCAGCUUUCUGCGUUGGAAGAUGAUGUUGACUUGACCAAACCUGACCAAUCAAGUGACACCCAAAAAGUGGUAGACUGUGGAAGGUAUGAAGAGUUGUUGAAAAGAAUCUCGACAUAUGAAGAACAACUGAGGGUUUGUAACCAAAAACUUUGGUUCUCAGAAGGCGAAAUUGCCAGAAUGAAAAGUGAACAAAAAAAGAAUGCAUCACUGUUGGUAAAAUUGGGUGGUCUGGAAACUCAGCUUGAAUCAGCAAAUAAUGAGAUAAAAAUGCACGAGGUUCAUAUGCAAACAGAGAACAUAAAGGUUUCCCAGCUACAAAUGCAAAUAGCAGUAUUGGAAAAAUCAGAGAAACGCCAAGUUCUUGAUUUGCAGGAAUGUAUGAUAAAGAACACUGCAGAUUUAGCAGAACGUGAUUCUGAAAUAAGGAAGCUGACUGCUGAACUGCAUGAUGCCUCGGAAAAUUUUGCUUCAGAGAAAGCACAGCUUGAGUCUCAUAUUUCUAAUUUGUCAGAACGUUUGACCACCCAAGAAGCAAGGACAGAGGAAUGGGAAUUGCAGUGUGAAUCAUUAGCUAAUGAGAUCGAGCAAUGUGAAGCCAACAAAAAUGAGAUGGAAAACAUGCAUGAAGCCCGAGAAGUAAGUUGGCAAGAUGAGAUUGAGAGAAUGACAAUAGAGCUAUAUGAGAAAAAUGAACGCGUGAACACUAUGAAUAAAGAUCUAGAUAGGCUGAAACUGGAGUUUGACAAGCUCCGGGCUGACAAAGACGAUCUCAAUGCUAAGUUACACACACUUCAUGCAGAGUUAAGUUUUCGUGAUAAGCAAGUUCAAGAAACAGAGGAUCGUCUGCAACAGCUGCAUUCUGAAAAUGUGCAGCUUAGAGCAGAAUCUCAAAAUGCAAAUAAGGUAACAGAUAAAUUAAGAUCUAGAGUUGAGGAAUUAGGGAAAGAGGUGGAAAGGCAGAGAGUCUUGGUCUUGGAUAGAGCUGAGGAGAAAAGGGAAGCUAUACGGCAGCUGUGUUUUACAAUAGAGCAUUAUAGAAAUUUGAAUGAAGAACUUCGUGGUGCGUUUAAGAGGCCUGCAGUUAUGGUCUCAUAA
Fraxinus pennsylvanica is the source of this 1674-nucleotide messenger RNA. The record is from the annotation of a GenBank genome assembly. Lineage: Eukaryota; Viridiplantae; Streptophyta; Magnoliopsida; Lamiales; Oleaceae.